AUGUCGAACGAAGUUACCCGAAGGCUGACUAGGUUUCUAGACAAUCCUUUGGAACAAACGGGUUUUCGAUCUCUGGAAAGAUUGGAGCUGACAAGGCGACUUGGAAGCAUCGAACACGUCAGUUUGUCACAUUUACGACAAUCGUGCCUGACUCGCCUAAGUUGUUACACGCAUUUUUUCUUGGCCACCCUGUUGUUAAACAGCACACUGGAGUUGGUGUGACCAACAGUAUCACAGAGUGCGUCAAAAUCUACGACAUAAAUAGGUCACAGUACCUUGGCGGUUCAUUCGACGGUGCAUAUUAUUACUGUUAUUUUGGUUUCGAGGGAAACAAGAGGAAACACCAUGACUGGGACCCGCUUCACAAAGCUGGACUACAAGACAUCCAUAUAAGGAAAGAUCCAACAUUUGAAUGGUUAGUUUCCACCACGAAGAUCAUUGGAGAAGUAUUUAAGGUUGUGAAUUAUGGUAAAGAAUUCGAGCACCUCUUUUCCGUAGCCAAGGAAAUGAAGGAGAGCGGAGAAGCUGACAUCAGUUUCAAAACACCCGAAUUAUUUUCCGAGACAAGGUUUGCGAACCAUGCAAGAAAGGUAUACGUCAGUUUCCGCGAAGAUUUCCCUGCCAUCAUACGCACCUUGGAAGAAGUUCAGCUUGAAAACAUGGAAGGAAACAGUGACGACAGGAAGAAGGCAACCCACGCAAGUGAUCUCUUAGACAAGAUACUGAACACGCGGUUUACUGUGAGACUUUCUGGACUUUGUGAUAUCUAUGAAGUUUUUGGUCAUGGCGUCAACAUCCUUCAGACUGUUGAUAUGCUGCCACAUGAUAAAUUUGACCGAUUUCACUCAGUUGUGAUCGGUAAAUUUAAUUCGAUGACUGCAUCUUUAGACCAUGCUACAUGUAUCAGCUCUUAUGGUUCUAAAUGUCAAUGGCCAACGCUCCACCGUGAUUUAGAAGAAAUCAAAACAAUUGGUUCAUAUCGAGGCAUUCCCAUGGCACAGUCAUAUGGUGAAGAAAUCAACACACGGAUGGGAGAAAGAAGAGCUGCAAGAAAUGCCCGAGAUGAGCAACAAGGUAUUGUCAUAAUUGUCAAGGCACAACAGGAUUUACAAAAGCUAGUACAAAGAAUGUAUGAAUGUCUUCACAACAAGGUGUAUCAUGAAGGCGACAAAUCAAUGCUAAAAACCUUGAGACCAAUCAUUGAUCUAAGUUCAUUAGCUUUAAAGGUUAAACAGAAGAGUGCUGCACAUGUCUUAGCCUUGGAUGGAGAACAGUUCACCAAAGUCUCGAAGCAAUUGGCAACUAAUAUUGAUGAUGUGCCAGAUAGCGAAAUUCGUAUUCAGUUUCGAGAGUUUAUCAGGAGACUCGAUGUUGCGCAACUCAACGAAGAGGAUCUAUGCAGCAUCAAGUUAAUUAAAGUUUUCUUAGAGACCGAAAGGAAGUUGUAUGUCGAUAUUGAAAUGGUAAUGCAUGUUAUUUGA
This is a messenger RNA of Paramuricea clavata, 1481 nucleotides long. The record is from the annotation of a GenBank genome assembly. Lineage: Eukaryota; Metazoa; Cnidaria; Anthozoa; Malacalcyonacea; Plexauridae.